AUGGAGAUCAAAGACCUCAAAGAGCUUAAAUGGCCUCCCAGGUUGCGGUCAUUACCUGAAAACAGAGACAAAACCAAGUACUGUGACUUUCACGGUGAUCAUGGGCAUACCACUGAGAGCUGUUUGGCUCUGAAGCAACAAAUUGAGGCUUUCAUUAAGAGGGGUUUUUUAGACUCUUACACUAGCCAUGGAAAACGCCCGAGGAACAAGCAGAACAAUGUACAAGAAGGACGAGGUAGUGAACCACCAAUGGCAGGCAUUAUUAACGUUAUUGUCGGAGGAACAACUUCGAAUGGAGACACUAACAGUGGACAUAAGCAAUAUGCUAGACAGCUCCCUAGCUCCUCCAAUACAGAUAUUGCUCAUACGAAAGACAUCACCUUCGGGUCGAAGGAUUUGGAAGGAAUCUCCUUCCUCCAUGAUGAUGCCCUAGUCAUAUCAGCUUUCAUAGCUAACUUCAAGGUCAAGAGGAUUCUUGUGGAUAACGGAAGUGCAGCUAAUGUGCUAUCUCAUAAAGCUUUUGUUUAG
This is a messenger RNA of Olea europaea var. sylvestris, 528 nucleotides long. RefSeq lists its product as uncharacterized. The record is from RefSeq and is a predicted model, not a curated record. Lineage: Eukaryota; Viridiplantae; Streptophyta; Magnoliopsida; Lamiales; Oleaceae. The transcript has a single exon. The coding region runs from base 1 to 528 and encodes 175 amino acids.